AUGUCUCGCCAGCGUCGUCCAGCAACUGCGGUCGAUCCGGUCCUUGAAGUUCCUCCCAAAAUGAUUAACAAGCUUCUUCACUGGGACGAGUUACCUCAUUGGCAGCGUGAUAAUCACCACAUCCAUACUGGAUAUCGACCAGCCUCGUCUUCAUUCCGGGUCUCGUUCCAAUCGCUGAGUUACUUUCACAACGAGACAAUCAAUAUCUACAGUCACCUUCUACCGUCCCUUUUGGCUGUUCCUGCAGCUUAUCAGCUCUAUAAUGCCUUGGAACCUCGUUAUCAAACUGCAGCAGACUCUGACAUCGUUGCGUUUGCCUGCUUCUUCGCCGGUGCUGCUUUCUGUAUGGGAAUGUCCGCGACAUACCAUGCCAUCUCCAAUCAUUCACCCAUGGUGGCCCGGAUUGGCAAUGCGCUUGACUACAUCGGCAUAGUCGGGCUCAUCGUGGGCAGCUUUGUACCCAGUGUCUUCUAUGGGUUCUACUGUGUACCCGAGCUCCAACAUCGAUACUGGACCAUGAUCUGCAGCAUUGGGCUGGGCUGCGUGUGUGUCUCAAUCCUCCCACGGUUCCGGACACCCCGUUGGCGACCAUUCCGAGCCGCCAUGUUUGUCGGGAUGGGCCUGUCGGCCGUCUUCCCCGUACUCCAUGGCUUGGCUAUAUUUGGUUUCGACCGUAUGCGACAACAGAUUGGUCUCAGCUGGCUUCUGCUCCAGGGGUUUUUAUAUAUUCUCGGAGCCGCCAUAUAUGCGGCAAGGGUACCCGAGAGACUGUGGCCCGGCAAGUUUGACCUUGUUGGCAGCUCCCAUCAAAUUUUCCACGUGCUGGUUGUGUGCGCGGCGGUGGCUCAUCUGACUGGGCUCUUGAAGGCGUUCGAUUACCGGCAUAGCGGGACUGCCGAGAUUUGUCAGAUUCCACGCGGCUGA
Molecule: messenger RNA, 924 nt
Organism: Penicillium odoratum
Lineage: Eukaryota; Fungi; Ascomycota; Eurotiomycetes; Eurotiales; Aspergillaceae
Product: hemolysin III family protein
Exons: 1
Coding region: 1-924 (307 amino acids)
Cellular component (GO): membrane
Molecular function (GO): signaling receptor activity
Source: RefSeq, a predicted model, not a curated record